UGUAAUUAGCAGAGAUUGACAGCCUAAUCAAGUGUGUUGAUUUGCAGGUGGCUACUGGUUGCUGGCACGGAGGAGUUCCCCUCACCGACUUUUUCUCCCCCCUUUCUGAACAGAGAAACUGACCCAGAGGAUAAUAUCAUGUUUAACUCGACUGACGACAUUUAGAAAGGUCAAUGAGGACCGUGGAAAGAGGGGACAGAAUUUAAACCGAGUGCAGAGAAUCUCACUUCCUUUGCAAAGGCAGAAGAAGGAACGACAGGGGGCGCCAGAGAGGUACAGCUGGACAGCAGCAGCACAAUAGAGACAAUGCAGCUGAGGGGCCAGAUGUACAUUUUAAGCAGUAGGUACAUGUGCAGUGAGCGACAGCAAGGAGAGCAGUUCAGGGCACGAGCCAAAGGCGCACACACCCACUAGCAGAGAGCAAGGCUGCAUUAUUCAACGGAUCCUCUUCUCUACGCUCCUCUGGGACAGUGACUCACCCCUGCUACACUUCUUGCUGAGCCAUCAUUACCAUGGAUACCCCAAGCCAGAAACGCAGCCGCACCUCUGGCGUCUCCCCAGCCCGCAUUACCAGGCUGCAGGAGAAGGAGGACCUGAUCAACCUCAACGACCGUCUGGCUGCCUACAUCGACAAGGUGCGCACUCUGGAGUCCGAGAAUGCUGGACUACGUCUGCGCAUCACAGAGUCCGAGUCCGUCUCUACCCGCGAUCUGUCGGGCAUCAAGAGGGCCUAUGAGGCAGAGCUAGCCGACGCCCGCAAGACCCUGGACCAGGUAGCCAAGGAGAGGGCACGCCUGCAGCUGGAGCUGAGCAAGAUCAGGGAGGAGCACAUGGAGCUCAAAGCCAGAAACAGUAAAAAGGAGGCUGACUUGGUUGCCGCUCUGGCCCGGCUCAGAGACCUGGAGGGCCUGCUCAACUCCAAAGAUGCUAGCCUCACCACCGCCUUAGGAGAGAAGAGAGCCCUGGAGGCCGAAGUGAAGGACCUCAAGGCCCAGCUGGCCAAGUUGGAUGGAAACUUAGCGGAUGCCAAGAGGCAGCUGCAGGACGAGAUGCUGAGGAGAGUGGACGCCGAGAACCGCCUGCAGACUCUGAAGGAGGAAUUGGAGUUCCAGAAGAACAUCUACGCUGAGGAGGAGCGAGAGCGCCAUAUGCGGAAGGAGAAAACUGUGGAGUACAGUGGAGAGCCACAUCAGGAUUAUGAGAGCAGGUUGGCUUUGGCCCUCGCCGAUAUGAGAGCUCAACACGAGGAGCAGGUCCGCCUCUACAAGGAGGAGAUCGAGAAGACCUACAACUCUAAGUUGGACAAUGCCCGUCAUUCUGCUGACAGGAACAGCCACCUGAUGGGAGCCGCCCAUGAAGAGCUGCAGCAGACCCGGGUUCGAAUGGAGAGCAUGUCAGGCCAACUCGGCAUGCUGCAGAAACAGCUGUCAGCAAGCGAGGCCAAGGUGAGGGACCUGGAAGAGGCUCUGUCCCGGGAGCGGGACCUGAUGCGGAGUCGGCUGGAGAGUAAGGAGCGGGAGAUGGCUGAUAUGCGUAAUCGGAUGCAGCAGCAGCUGGAGGAGUACCAGGAGCUGCUGGAUGUCAAACUGGCCCUGGACAUGGAGAUCAAUGCCUACAGGAAGCUGCUGGAGGGAGAGGAGGAGAGGCUGCGCCUCUCACCAAGCCCUCCACCCACCAGGGUCACCGUGACACGGACCUCAGGCUCCAGCCACAGCCACAGCGGCGGCCAUGACCACGGCCACAGCCACGGCCACGGCCACAGCCACAGCCACACCAGCCGCCUGCUCGCCUCUGGCACCGCUGCCACAGCCUCCAGCAGCCGCAACUCUUCUGGCACCGCUAGUACCAAGAAGCGCCGCCUCAACGACAAUGACAGCGAGACCUCAAGCAUGGUUGGGGGCACCGUGACCAAGGCCCGCAUCAGUCAGCAUGCCUCAGCCAGCGGGCGCAUCACUGUGGACGAGGUCGACCUGGAUGGCAAGUUCAUCCGCCUCAGCAACAAGGCCGACGAGGACCAAGCUCUGACCAACUGGCAGGUGAAGAGACAAGUUGGAUCUAGCACCCCCAUCGUCUACAAGUUCCCCCACAAGUUCACUCUGAAGGCUGGAGGAAGUGUCACGAUCUGGGCUGCUGCUGGUGGUGGAACCCACAACCCCCCCAGUGACCUGGUCUGGAAGAGCCAGGAAUCCUGGGGCACCGGGGAUCAACUGCAGACCAGCCUGAUCAGUGCCAGUGGAGAGGAAAUGGCCAUGAGGAAAGUGACUCGCACCCUGUUCCAUGAGGAUGACGACGAUGAAAUGGGAGCUCACAGCACAAGCGGGGGAGAUUACAACCUGCGGAGCCGUACGGUGAUCUGCAACUCCUGUGGGCAGUCAUCGGGCCGUGAAGGGGGAAAUGAUGGCCUUGCAUCCUAAUUCCCAGGAACCAACGAGCCCAGACAGGGCGGUUUAAAGCUGCAGAACUGCCCCAUCAUGUAAGAACCAGACAACACCUCACCUGAACCCUCCGCCUCCUGUAGCCACAGAGGAGAACAGUUUUCUGGAGUUGGGAUGUUUCCUUUUUGGUUUAUUUUUUAUAUGAUCUUGUCUUUUUUUUUUUUUACUCUGAUUAAUCUGCAGGUUAAAUUUGCUUUGGGGGUUUGGAAAAAGGGCACAGGAUUUUCAUAUUGAGCUUUUUGAGUUUUUCUUUUCUAUAAUCAAGUUAUGUUACUGCAUGUGUGCCGCGCUACCGCUUGCUACUGCUCCUGCUCGUCUUGCACACUCACACACACACACACACACACACACACUCACAUACACACACUCACACAAACAGAGCUCCAUUGACCAGUGCUUGCGCUUCGAUCCGAACCAGGGUUUCACAUUUAAUGGCCAGGCUGUCAACACUCAACACGCACAGCUAGUGAACCCUGUGAGGUCUCUGCAGCCGUUCAGGCAACAGGAGAAUAAAUCUGUGGGGUUGUUAAUCAGGCUUAUCGGCCAUCAAAUAGAUCAAAUCUGUAUUUGAAAUGUCAUGAUGUUUACAGCAGAGAUUUGUUUUCCUUCAUUUUGAAAAUGUAUUGUACUAUUCUCAAAGGCUACAAAGGAUAAAAAAAAAACAUAGACACGGGUUGUUGAGUUUUUUUUAUAAAACUUGCUGGAUAUGUCUCCAAAGUAAGCCAAAGUUCUGUACGCUCAGGGUGCUCUUGAAGUAGACUGAUAUGUCGUAGUAUAUUUUCUAGAUGUGAUUAGAUAGUUGGACAGCUGUGGUGCGUGCAGAGAAGAUGAUCAUGGAGUGUUUUUUCCACAGUUCACUCAUCAGAGAGAGUAUUUGUUUGUUUUUGAACGUAUCUUAACAUAAGGAAUAAUUGUUUCCUGGAUAAGAUGAAAGUUUAGCAAUGUUCUAACCCACAGCAAGAACAUUUAAAUAUGUUGCCUUGUAUGUUUUUUGUUUUUUAUAAAGAAAAUCGUUUUGUUACGGCCAUAGCAGAAUGUGGAUUUUGUUUCCGCCUGGAGAACUAUCAGGAAUCGGUACUGAAUUAUAACUCUGUACUGACAGUUUUGGUGCCUUAAAUAUAUAUUUUAUUUUUACAGGAUUUCUUGGCGUAUUCAGCCAGAUUAAAAGUAGUCUAACAGAGUUAGUGCAGUAGAUUUUUAAGCAUUUUAACAUGUUUUGUACAGAUUAGAUACACAGGCACACUACUGUGCAUGAUUGAUCUUUCAGAAUCAACAAAUUGUUGUGAGUAAAUGAGUGUGCAGGAGAUUACUUGCACAUUGUUUUUCUAUUUUGAUACAGAUGAAAUAUACAGAAGUGCCUUUUAGAGGACAUAAAAAAAUCUCUGUUCUCUGUGCACAUGUCUCGUUCGGCGGUCUUGUGACUGUCAGCUGUCCUCUGGUUUGUGUUGCUCCUAAGAACUGGUCAUAAGGGCUUUGAUUUCUCCUCUCCUCUAAGCUCGCUGGCUUUGUAAAUCCCCUGGCAUGAUUUUGGGAUCUGAGUAUGAUUAUGGGGUUUGUAUUCUUUGUUACUUUGGCUUCAUGCGCUGCUUUUACUGAGGGCUUCGCCAAUUAUGCACAGCAGGUAGAUUUGUACUGUAGUCUGGCAGCUUAAAUCAUUUAUACUCCAGUGAAAAGCAUAUCAAAGCAUUUAUGGAAAAUACUUGAUAGCUAUUAUUGUUUUUUUAUUUUUGUUGUACUUAAUAGAUGGUAUUCAUGCCACGUUUGAUUUUUGGUGCCUUAAAGAGAUUCUGACAAAAUGAUCCCAAAAGUGCCUUAAAAGAGACCAUGACAAUCGUUAAAGAUGUUUAAACAAAGAUGUUUAGUUUCAGGAAUUCAUGACAUAGCAUUUAUUUCUUAGUUACAAAGUAAUAUAACGUGAUUAUCAUAUGCAAGAGUAAAAUAUGCAUAAGUAUUAACCAAAUCUUCCAACCCCAGAACAGAUGAUUUGAGGGAGACUUCAGGGUUUUUCAAAAGGCCUCUUUGAUUCUUCAGCAGACAGAAGCUGGCUACACAAACAGCCUUUGUUUGACAUCCGUAAAAAGUCAACGUUAAUGAAGAGCCAGGAAAAACCAAAUUCAAACCACAGAUGUUCAGCAGAGCAAAAAACUCUUGAAAGGCCUUUCUUGAAAUCCUGAACUCUCCCUGCUGAACUCUGGCUGGCUGGAGUCCUCGUGAAUCAUUGAAGGACCUGAGGAUUUAAAAUGUUCAAUAAAGGGAUUUCUUAUUGUAAGCCUUUAAUGCCAAAGUUGUAAUUUCCUUGAAGUGGGACUUAUUUUGUUUCUCUUAUAAGAAUUCUGUCAAAUUAUGGAGAAGCACUACAUUCAAGUCGAUGUAAUGAUUUUUUUUUUGCUUUUCUAAAAUAAUGAGUAAAAAUCUUGGAUUUUCCAC
Molecule: messenger RNA, 4862 nt
Organism: Notolabrus celidotus (New Zealand spotty)
Lineage: Eukaryota; Metazoa; Chordata; Actinopteri; Labriformes; Labridae
Product: lamin-A-like
Exons: 15
Coding region: 513-2414 (633 amino acids)
Source: RefSeq, a predicted model, not a curated record